AUGUCAAAGAUCGGAAUUAACGGUUUCGGACGUAUUGGACGUUUGGUUCUUCGCGCUGCCAUUGACAAGGGCGCUGAGGUCGUUGCUGUUAACGAUCCAUUCAUUGGAUUGGAUUACAUGGUUUACAUGUUCAAGUACGAUUCAACUCACGGACGUUUCAAGGGAGAGGUCAAGGCUGAAGGUGGCUUCCUUGUUAUCAAUGGCAAGAAGAUUACCGUUUUCCAAGAACGCGAUCCAAAAGCCAUUGCAUGGGCAAAGGCUGGCGCUGAAUAUAUUGUUGAAUCAACUGGCGUCUUCACAACAAUCGAAAAAGCUUCUGCUCAUUUUGAUGGUGCAACCCAGAAGACCGUUGACGGACCAUCUGGAAAAUUAUGGCGUGAUGGUCGUGGUGCUGCUCAAAACAUCAUUCCAGCUUCAACUGGUGCAGCUAAAGCUGUCGGCAAAGUCAUCCCAGCAUUGAAUGGAAAACUUACUGGAAUGGCUUUCCGUGUUCCAACUGCUGAUGUCUCAGUCGUUGACUUGACAGUUCGUCUCGGAAAACCAGCAUCUUAUGAUGCCAUCAAACAAAAAGUCAAGGAAGCUGCUGAAGGUCCAAUGAAGGGAAUUCUCGAAUACACCGAAGAAGAAGUCGUUUCAUCUGAUUUCAUUAGUGACACUCACUCAUCAGUCUUUGAUGCUGCUGCUGGUAUUCCAUUGAACGAUCAAUUUGUCAAACUCAUCUCAUGGUAUGACAAUGAAUUUGGUUACUCCAACCGUGUUAUCGAUCUCAUCAAGUACAUGCAAAGCAAGGAUUAA
Clunio marinus is the source of this 795-nucleotide messenger RNA. The record is from the annotation of a GenBank genome assembly. NCBI's taxonomy places the organism in Eukaryota, Metazoa, Arthropoda, Insecta, Diptera, Chironomidae.